Messenger RNA from Eublepharis macularius, 430 nucleotides. Its product is annotated as cytochrome b-c1 complex subunit 9. The transcript is spliced from 2 exons. The record is from RefSeq and is a predicted model, not a curated record. The coding region runs from base 40 to 228 and encodes 62 amino acids. Lineage: Eukaryota; Metazoa; Chordata; Lepidosauria; Squamata; Eublepharidae. Gene Ontology annotation, biological process: mitochondrial electron transport, ubiquinol to cytochrome c.
GGAAGUUGCGCGUGCGCUUUAGGAGAGGAGCGGCCUAAAAUGGCGCUGGGCAGGCAGGUGUACACUUUGCUCUUUCGCCGCACCUCCACCUUCGCCCUCACGAUCGUGGUGGGCGCGCUGGUCUUUGAGCGGGUUUUCGACCAGGGCGCGGACGCUCUCUUCGAGCACCUGAACAAAGGAAAGCUGUGGAAGCACAUCAAGCAUAAGUAUGAGACUGCUGAAGAAUAAAGCUGGACUCCCUGUGAGACCUUCAGUGAUCCCUUUCAGUGCAAACCCUUCCUCCCGAUUGCCGGCUGUUCAGAAGACGCCUGCCCAUCCAUGCGUGUCUCUUUGAGCCAGAGGGCAUCUCUCAAGAGUGAUAAAGCUACCUGGACUUGUUGUGCUGAAAUGUAGCUUAAUAAAAUACAUUCUCAGAUGUGUCCCUCCUGAA